This is a messenger RNA of Syzygium oleosum, 1893 nucleotides long. Its product is annotated as protein PIN-LIKES 3-like. Bases 203 to 1585 code for a protein of 460 amino acids. The transcript has 12 exons. Gene Ontology annotation, biological process: endoplasmic reticulum to cytosol auxin transport. Gene Ontology annotation, cellular component: membrane. The record is from RefSeq and is a predicted model, not a curated record. NCBI's taxonomy places the organism in Eukaryota, Viridiplantae, Streptophyta, Magnoliopsida, Myrtales, Myrtaceae.
UGUUGCGAGCAUCAGAGAAGAGCAUCUUUCUUCGAAGCAAACGUCUACUAAAUUUAGCAUUUUCAUUAGUUUGCAGAGAGCUUCCAUAGAAAGGCUAAUGCAACCUUCUAAAAUCAGUCAAGCCCACGAACGCUUGAAUUUAUGCAAGAAUUGCGACCACCACCGCACAGUGGACGCACAAUGAGACUUCUUUGAGCCGCUCAUGAAGGAAGCUCCAAACGGCGAUUUGUGCAAAGGAUUCUACGCCAAAUUGUGGCGUGUCCUUUGUGGAAACAUAAGUGUUUCAGGCGGUGAGCAAUACUUGAGGUUGAAAGAAACAGUUUCAAUGGGUGUUCUCGAUCUGUUCGUCGUGGCCUUGAUGCCAGUUCUGAAAGUACUCUUGGUUACUGCUGUUGGCUCAUUUCUUGCGUUCAACCGUGUGAAUCUGUUGGGGCACGAUGCAAAGCAACACAUGAAUAAUUUGGUGUUCUACCUAUUCACUCCGUCGUUGAUAGGAAGCAACUUGGCCGACACACUUACACUCAGCAGUUUGGUUACUUUAUGGUUCAUGCCGGUGAACAUUCUUCUCACAUUCAUUAUUGGCUCGGCUCUUGCUUGGGUACUGAUAAAACUCACAGGGACUCCCCCGUAUCUCCGAAGCCUUGUCAUCGGUUGUUGUGCAGCAGGAAACUUGGGAAACUUGCCCUUGGUUAUAAUUCCCGCUGUCUGCGCCGAGACAAACAGUCCAUUUGGAGAUUCAUCCACCUGCUCUACUAAUGGCGAGGCAUAUGCUACCCUGUCUAUGGCGAUAGGCGCUGUGUACAUAUGGUCCUAUGUGUACACACUCAUGAGGAUAUCUGCAGAGAAGACAGCUGAAGAAACGGACCCGAAGGACUCCACAGCGAGCCUAAAUGCUGAUGGAGUAACUUCAGGUGGACUUCCAGAGAUCAUCACGGAACCAUUACUUGCUCCAGACGAUUCUCCAAGCCCUAAGGACUGCAUUAGCCAAGAUGAAAUUUAUCAAACGAGGUUCGACGGAAAAACAAAGAUAUCAUUCCUGAAGAAGAUCAGGCAGCAUAUGACAACUAUUACAGAGCAUAUUGACGUAAAGAAGUUGUUUGCACCUUCUACAAUUGCAGUGAUUAUCGGUUCCAUCAUUGGAGUAGCAUCUCCAAUCCGGAAACUCAUAAUUGGUGAUGAUGCUCCUCUGCGCGUGAUCUACACUGCAACGAAUUUGAUAGGGGGGGCUGCAAUUCCAUGUAUCACUCUGAUAAUUGGAGCCAAUCUUUUAAAAGGUUUGAAGAGAUCGAAUGUUAGUCCCGUAGUUAUUAUAGGAGUUAUCACGAUCAGGUAUAUUGCCUUGCCAUUGAUCGGUAUCGGUAUCGUUAAAGCUGCUCAACAUUAUGGCAUGGUCGGAUCAGAUGCACUAUAUCAGUUUACCCUCAUGCUUCAAUAUGCCCUUCCACCCGCAAUGAAUGUCGGUACAAUCACCCAGCUGCUGGAAGCCGGCGAGAGUGAAUGUUCAAUCAUUUUGUUAUGGACAUACGCUGUAGCAUCCUUGAGCCUCACAUUCUGGGCUACAUUCUUCAUGUGGAUCGUCGCAUAAGUACAUUCCAUUCGGCUUUACUUUUCCUUUUUCCGAAUCCAGUGCGAAAACCGGGUCGUGGCCUUUCCCCGGGAAGGCCACCAUUAUACCUCAGUAGAUCAUAAAACUGGAUGAACUUUGCAGCACAAAAAUCUGUCAUUCUUUUGGCAGAAGUAACCGAAUCUCACAGAUGAGAGAAAAGGAUGAAAAGAUACAUUGGCAGUGCGAAAUGUUCUGUUUAUUUCCUACAGGUGUGACCUUCUAAAGCAUCGGAUUGUAACUGCGCGGAAUCGGUAUUCAAUAUACGCAUCUGGUUUCUUCUGUAAUCA